AUGAGAUUGACAAGAUCUUCAAAGCAACUUGAACGUUUUGGAGAUUCUAAGAACACUCCAGUGAAUACACUCUUACGCUUAUCAUGGAUAAUGAUAUUAUUAUUAUUAAAAGUCUUAUAUUCAGAAGCUCGUGGAAAAGUGACCAUUGACGAUGAUACUGGUUACUUUGUUGAUUCAAAUGGAUUUAUUAAACUAUUUCAUGGUAUCAAUUGUGUGCAUAAAGUCACACCAUUUUACAUUCCAAAAUUACUUGACCCUCAUACAUUCAAAGUACUUCGAGAUUGGGGAAUCAAUGUUAUACGCUUAGGAUUUAGCUGGAUAGCAUUAAAACCACAUGAAAAUGAGACCAAUCUAGAGUAUAUAGAUAUUAUUGAAAAAAUUAUCGACAAUGCUGGAUUAUAUGGAGUUUAUAUUAUCAUUGACUUGCAUCAAGAUGGAUUAUCGAAACGUCUCGGUGCAAUUGAUGCUGUGCCUUAUUGGUUUAUGGAUAAAAUAAAGCGACCACCCUAUUUAUUCCAAUACCCUUGGCCAUUAAAGAAAGAUCCAAGUCAAAGUGCCUGGUUUUUAACCUACGUCACAUAUGAGAGUGCACAUGCAUUUGAAAGUAUAUAUAAAAAUGUUUCAGGAUUAUGGAAUUAUUUUGCAGAAUAUUGGAGGAUAACAACUGAUCGUUUCGGGAAGAAAUAUAACGUUUUAGGCUAUGAAUUGAUAAAUGAACCACCACCUGGAAAUUUUUAUUUAGAUCCAUUUCUUCUUUUGCCUAAUAUUGCAGGUCAAAAUCUUUUAUUGUUUUAUGACUAUUUGGUGAAUGUUAUUCGUCAAACAGACAAGGAUACAUUGAUAUUUUACGAAAGUGUAACUUAUGGAAUAUAUUUUCCAUUUGUCAAUGGAAUACCUGGUACUGGCAUGCAACGUGUUCCUGGUCUAUUACAAGAUGAGAUGGCCAGAAAGAAGAGUGUAUUAUCUUAUCAUUACUACUGUUGGCUAUUGCAAUCGACACCAGCUACAGAGCAUAUGCCAUCAUGGAAACGAUAUUCGUGUGAUCAGCUUCUCUUAAAUUAUACAUUCAAAAAUGUGAGAAGUAUAGUUCAAUCCACUGGUGGAUAA
Schistosoma rodhaini is the source of this 1107-nucleotide messenger RNA. The record is from the annotation of a GenBank genome assembly. NCBI's taxonomy places the organism in Eukaryota, Metazoa, Platyhelminthes, Trematoda, Strigeidida, Schistosomatidae.